Molecule: messenger RNA, 1609 nt
Organism: Rhizopus microsporus ATCC 52813
Lineage: Eukaryota; Fungi; Mucoromycota; Mucoromycetes; Mucorales; Rhizopodaceae
Exons: 7
Coding region: 1-1584 (527 amino acids)
Source: RefSeq, a predicted model, not a curated record
AUGUAUGAUACUCUCACUCAAGAAGCAGUAGCUUCUUUGCUUUUGCAGUUUGAGAGUCGCCGUAAAUCUUUGAGAUGUCCUCAUUGCGAGAAGAUGGGCCAAUUUCGUCGUAAUGGAUCCAUUAAAACCGAUCCGCCCAUGCCCAUAUUUCGUUGUCAUAGAUGUGGAAAGACCUUUAAGGCUCGAACCAUGACGUACAUUGUUCAGUCUUUAGUUUCUCCUAACAGUCUUCCUACCCAAAACAGUAACACAAACGACCAGGCGUACGAUAUGCAGACCUUACUGGACAUGAUUAAACGCCUCUCAACCGAACUUGCAGCAGCCCGUGCAAAGAUAGCCAACUUACGUCAACAGAUGACCCAAAUACAUGAACAAACGACACAGCAAUCUACGAAUAUGAACCAACCCAACCAUCACGAAAACGACAACCAUCUCAGCUCUGAAGAUUUUCCUGCACUACCCUCCCAAACACCUCCAUGGCAUAACCCUCAGCAAUCAAGGAUUUCAAUACGUAUACUACAGACACAGUUCCUCUUUCGUUCCUUAUAUUUGCCAGAAGAUGCACUGCUUGCUUGUCCGUUACCCUAUAUCCGCAAUACCAGAGGAAGCCAGUGGUACGCUCUCUCUUGUACAUCGCUUUGGAAAACGGUGCUGUCUACUACUGAAGAACCCAACACUCGCUCACUCAAGGCUGCUAAAUGGCACUUUUUGCAACAGAAUCUAGAGACCCGCCAACAAUGCCAAAACUUCAAACUGCUUUCUAGCUGCCAGCGCAGUUGCUGUAUACGCUGGAGAUUAGGCUGGCUUCCUGGUGGCAAACCUCGACCAUGUCCUAAGCGCCCAACGCAACAGCUAUCUAAGAAUCACGUUAUUAGUUGCCUUGAUAUGCAUCGACGCCUGUUCAUGUCUGAAACUAUACGAGAUCCAUUGUCAUUCCUUCUGAAUAUGCUUCCUUUACGCCCUUCGGCUCCCCCAAACCUAGUUAUUAUAUCAGCGCUCAUCUACUUUGAAAUAAGACUCAUCACUUCUUUGCUUUUAUUCUACCAUUACCGAGUACUAACAACAACAACAACCAAUACCUCAGCCACUAAACUAUUGGAUGGUAUUGGCACGACAACGUUGGAUCAUAUCCAUCGGAUUCUGAUUGAAUCAUCCGGCUUGGAGGAUGGUAUCCACAUGGAAGAAGACACUCUAAAGUUGCUUGAAUAUACCUCUAUUUGCCUCCAAGAAGAAAAAUCUCGAUAUCAGCAAGCUUCGUACAACACGUUUGCAAAACAAAAGCUUUUUGGUUUGCAAUUUGUGGACUAUAAACUUACGCUGCUUUCUAUCUUUGUUGUGGCAGGCAAUCGGUGGGCGUGUGUUUGGGAACGCUCAACCCUGAUCCCGCACCGUUGGUCGGAAAGAAAGUAUUGGUUUCAAGUUUUCGAAUUGUUGUUCACAUUAAAGGACAUGAACAAGGAACAGAAUAUUGUCACAGAACAACUUAUCGACGAGCACACUGGAGCCAUCACUGCACCCAGUGAGGACAUGUUGCGAGCAGAUGCAAAUAAAACCCUUAAAUCAAACUUCAUUUGUUGCCGAUGAUCCAUUUUAGUCUUUCUUUGUUUCA